UUAACCACCACCAUCAGCACCACUGAGAUGCUGUCAUCUGCAAGCUUCAAUGCCAGUGGACCAGUCUGACUGACUGCCUGUAUCUGAGCUGGAGGGAGAUUGGGAGAUCACAGCUGCACAUUAGAUAGACCUGUCAAGAUCAAGGCAUCAGCUGGACGUGUGUGUGUGUGUGGUGUCUGUAUCUGUAUCUGUAUCUUUGUGCUCCAGAGUUCCACAUCCAACACACACGCAACUGCCAUGAAAAUGGACCUCAAUACGAUCAUAGACAGACUUGAAACCAGCGAUCAAGACACUGUGCUAAAGGCCCUCCAGGCUUACAAUAAAGAGAAUUCCCAAUGUUUCGUGUUUGACGUGGAGAAGCGUGGACAGAGAAAGCAACAAGAGGAGAAACUGGGGGAGCUGGUGAUGAGGUUCCUGGAGCGAGACCUGCAGCCGUCGUGCCAGUUAGCCUGUCUGGAGACCGUGCGUAUCCUGUCCAGGGACAAGAGCAACCUGGGUCCCUUCACCAGCAAGGGGGCUAUGCUGUCGCUGGCCAGGCAUGGCGGGAUACAAUACCGCGAGGAACGUGUCCACGAGAUGCCGGACCUGGACGUCAUCGUGGAGGCUCUGAAGUGUCUCUGCAACAUCGUCUUCAACAGCUGCGUGGCGCAGGAGGUCUGCGCAGAAACCCGGCUGGUGCUGGGACUGGCCGACAGGCUGAAACUGUACAAUGAGAAGAACCUGACGCAUGACAUCAAGUUCUUCGACCUGCGCCUGCUCUUCCUCUUCACGGCUCUCCGGGUGGACAUCCGCAAGCAGCUGGCCCACGAGCUGCGGGGGGUGAGCCUGCUGGCAGACGCCCUGGAGAGCACGCUGGGGGUCAGGUGGCUGGACACGUACGAGGUGGCAACCGAUGGCGGUGGCCCACCCCUUCCCCGCCAGGAAACCGAGCGGGCCAUGGAGAUCCUGAAGAUCCUGUUCAACAUCACCUUCGACUCAAACAAGAGGGAGGUCGACGAGGAAGAUGCUGCUCUAUACCGUCACCUUGGUGCUAUCCUGCGUCACUGUUUACUGAUCAAAGCGGACGGCGAGGACAGAACAGAGGAGUUUCACAGCCACACAGUGAACCUGAUGGGGAACCUGCCACUGAUGUGUCUGGAUGUGCUGCUGACUCCCAAAGUCCAGCAAGGCUCGGUCGAGUACAUGGGGAUGAACAUGGAUGCUGUGAACAUCCUCCUGGAUUUCAUGGAGGAGAGGCUGGACAGGGGGCACAAACUGAAGGAGACACUGACACCAGCACUGAACUUGCUGACAGAGAGCGCCCGAGUGCACCGUGAGACCAGGAAGUUCCUCCGGUUCAAGGUGCUGCCCCCUCUGCGGGACGUGAAAACUCGGCCUGAGGUGGGGAACUUACUGCGGAACAAGCUGGUUCGCCUGAUGACGCACAUAGACACGGACAUCAAGCACUGCGCUGCUGAGUACCUAUUUGUCCUGUGCAAGGAGAGUGUCGCUAGGUUUGUAAAGUACACGGGUUACGGGAACGCAGCAGGUCUGCUUGCUGCCAGAGGCCUAAUGGGAGGGGGUCGAGGAGAAGGCACAUAUUCAGAAGAUGAAGACACAGACACAGAGGAAUAUAAAGAAGCCAAAGCAAAUAUUAAUCCCGUGACGGGGCGUGUUGAAGAGAGAGUGGUGAACCCAAUGGAGGGAAUGACGGACGAACAGAAGGAGUUUGAAGCCAUGAAGCUAUUCAACAUGUUCGAUAAGCUUUCCAGAGAGCAGAUAAUUCAGCCGAUGGGAGUUGGUCCGGAUGGACAAAUGGCUCCUUUGGACGAAGCGAUGCACAAAAUGGUCGAAACGAGAACGUCGUCAGACUUGGACUCCGACUCUGACUGAGGUGGUCAAGAAGGCGUCUGCUCCUACUUGGUGGGGGAGGGCGUGUGCGUGAGUGGGGGAGGGAACGGGAUCUUCUGAUCCGUGUGGAACUGCCGAUGGACAACUUGUGGGAUUUGUUACAUAAUUAAUCUACCUGCUGUUAGACAGGUUUGAUCUCUGUGUAUGUUCUGGCUUGCUGGCUUCUAGUCUGUACAGUAUGUAGACCAUUCCAUUAAACAAACUGGUCAGAGAAAAAAAAA
This is a messenger RNA of Callorhinchus milii (elephant shark), 2111 nucleotides long. It is a transcript of the gene ric8a, whose product is annotated as RIC8 guanine nucleotide exchange factor A. Gene Ontology annotation, cellular component: plasma membrane; cytoplasm. Gene Ontology annotation, biological process: G protein-coupled receptor signaling pathway. The transcript is spliced from 11 exons. The coding region runs from base 238 to 1872 and encodes 544 amino acids. The record is from RefSeq and is a predicted model, not a curated record. Gene Ontology annotation, molecular function: G-protein alpha-subunit binding; guanyl-nucleotide exchange factor activity. NCBI's taxonomy places the organism in Eukaryota, Metazoa, Chordata, Chondrichthyes, Chimaeriformes, Callorhinchidae.